Molecule: messenger RNA, 666 nt
Organism: Nicotiana attenuata
Lineage: Eukaryota; Viridiplantae; Streptophyta; Magnoliopsida; Solanales; Solanaceae
Exons: 2
Coding region: 1-666 (221 amino acids)
Source: RefSeq, a predicted model, not a curated record
AUGAAGCAGAUGCCCAAGUCGCCAAUGAAGAAGAAGAAGAUCACUUGUUUGUGGAAACUAUUCUUUCAACCAAAAAAUCUGUUUUUUUGGUUGAUUGACAGUGGUUGUACAAACCACAUGACAUAUGACAGAAAUCUUUUCAAAGAGUUCACGUCUAUAGGAAAUAAGAAAGUCAGAAUUGGAAAUGGUGAUUAUAUUCUUGCUAAAGGAAAAGGAACUGUUGCAAUCCCAACAAAUUCAGGUACUAAGAAAAUUUCAGAUGUUCUUUAUGUUCCUGAUAUUGAUCAAAAUUUAUUAAGUGUUGGACAACUAAUGAAAAAAGGAUUUGAAGUAUCCUUUGAAGAUAAAUACUGUUUCAUUUAUGAUGCAACUGGACUUGAGAUUUUAAGGGUUAAAAUGAGAGGUAAAAAUUUCUCAUUUGAUCCAACCGAAGAUGAAGAAUGGAGCCAAAAGAAUCUACUAAGUGCAGGUAAUUCUCCAACUGAGGACAUAUGUGAAAAUAAGAAAGUUGACAAGUCUCAAGGCAAGAUGCAAAUGAAGCUGAAAAACGAGCCAACUUAUUUCAUUAACAAUUAUGAGAUGCAGCAAAAUACAGAAGUGAACUCGAUUCACUGCAAGUCCAAAGAUCAAUUGGCAGAUUUACGUACAAAGUACGCUUCCAGUUAA